Molecule: messenger RNA, 1479 nt
Organism: Trichoderma virens Gv29-8
Lineage: Eukaryota; Fungi; Ascomycota; Sordariomycetes; Hypocreales; Hypocreaceae
Exons: 7
Coding region: 1-1479 (492 amino acids)
Source: RefSeq, a predicted model, not a curated record
AUGCAGCUGGAAGGACAGUACCAGAUUCGAUGCGCGGUCAUCGCAAUUUCUGCUGCAGAAGGGUCUCAAUACGGACGCAGCACCGUAGUAUUGGUGAAUGGAUGGAGGAGUCUCGGUCCAGACCACCCCUACAUGCAGCAACAAAAAGCCCACCUCCAGCGUGGCAGCCAAUCGUACAGGCAUGGCUGGCGCCGAUCCUCUUUUAAUAGCUCCUGUUCGAAAGGGAAGCUAGACAAGUCAUUUUGUUUGGGAAAUACUAAGUGGAGAGAGAGUACCACAUGCCAAGCCCAAUUUCUGUAUUGUGCCGUAACUAAGGGAAACGGCCUUUGGAAACAUAGUGGCCUGCAGACUAUUCUUAUACAAGUCCUCGUACUGUCGGUCGCUCUGCUCCCUUACUCGGUACCGAAUGAAUGCCAAUAUGCAAUGGCACGGACCGAGGACCGUUCCAAAGGCGCAGAUGACGGUGGGGACGCUUCAAAGGGGUGGCCAGGCACAAAGCAACAGCGAGUUUCUGGCACGGCGAAGCAUAUUCUGUCAUGGCUAUCCCGUACGCAGUAUCCCGCACUUUGGUUCGCCAUGUCCUUUGCCCGCAUUUCGACAAAAGUGUCAGAUCGUAAACGACGUUGCUACCAGCCGCUUGCACAAACGCAGCUUGGCAUGACAGGCAGUGCACAAGAGAAGGAGCGGCUGGCGGCGAUCAAGGGCCGCGUGCUUCGUAUCGAGAGAGAGAGAGCAGUGGGCGUGACUCGCAGACGACAGACAAGGCGAGAGACUCCUCGGGAGAGCAAGCGGUUGCCUGGCCAGCCAACAAGCAUCAUGCUUUGGGACCUAUCAUCCAUCACAUCCGCGGAAUAUACCAAAAUAAAAACAACGGUACGGAAACUGGGGACGGAGCAAUGCGUCCAGGUACGAAGCGCUUCGUACCCCCAACUACCUGGCUGUCACUGUCAUGUCCCCCCUCAUCACAGCUUGAAGAAGAUGAAGAACAGAAGAGAGACAAGAGCAAGGAGAGCAAGACGGCGACGGACGCCUCCGCGCUCCUCCACGCUCGGUCGCGCACACGCUGCUCACCCAAACGGCAGACGAACGGGAUUCUACGGCUUCGGGCGCAUCCCACUCAUGCGACCAUGGACUGCUGCACACCAUCUCGACGACGCAUUACCACUACAGCUAACCACCUUCGCCCUGUGCGCCACGCAUCUGGAGCCCCCCGUGUAUCAUUUUGCACUCGCUCGAGCGGAGCCGCCGCAAGCCUGCAGGAUCCGACCUGGCACUGUACGGUACAGGCAAUGCGCUGCGAAACUGCUUGUCUGCAUCGGCGUCCCACGCGCCUUGCGCUGGAAGCGGCAUGGCGGCGACGACUGGGCAUGGGGCACAGGGCCCGAAAGCUCCCUUGUCGACAGGUCGAGUCGAGUCGCACCCCGGCCCAGCAGCUGUGACAACCGUCAUUGUGCCAGCCCACCGUCGGCCAGUGUUUGA